UAUAAAUUUUAACUGCAGAAAUGUCCAUACCCGCUCAUGGACACCUAUGUUAACGAAGGGCAAGCUGUAAAUAUCGAGUUUAGGUCGGAAGCAUGGCCGGGCUGCGAAGAGUUUUCCAAGUACUGGGAAGUAGAUGAAUCCUCAUCGGCUUUAGAGGAGCCUGCUAUUCUGACCGGUGGUAAGAAGCGGGAACGAAACAGCUGGUUUAGAAUUGAGAGAGAAGAAAAAUUUGUAGGAGGAAAUGCUUACAAAUUGACCACCUUAGCCGGGACCAUUGGAACCGUCCCAGGGCCUUGGGAAAAUGCACCACAACUAGUUCUCACCAAUGAUACUGCUAAGACCUUCCUCGUCAAAUUCCACAAAGUACAUGGUGAUACUACAUCUACUUCACGUCUGGAGAAGUUAGGUCUAAGGAUGUUCCCAUUCUACUAGUCAACAAGCUAAGAAUCAUGUAAUGUAAAGCCUGGCCUAAAGUAAUGGGUUGAGAUAAUACCCUCAUGCGCAUGUACCUGAAUUCCAUAAAUAAAACAAAACUAUGUUUGUCAAAAAA
Brassica oleracea var. oleracea is the source of this 550-nucleotide messenger RNA. RefSeq lists its product as uncharacterized. Bases 37 to 432 code for a protein of 131 amino acids. The record is from RefSeq and is a predicted model, not a curated record. NCBI's taxonomy places the organism in Eukaryota, Viridiplantae, Streptophyta, Magnoliopsida, Brassicales, Brassicaceae. Gene Ontology annotation, molecular function: endopeptidase inhibitor activity. The transcript has a single exon.